CAUGGCGACGCCGGGGCGCUGGGCUGCCGCCGCGCAGCUCCUGGUCGUGGUCGUGGCAGCGGUGGCAGCGGCCGCGCUGCCGCCCGCCCGCGGCUUCUCCCUCCCGCUGCAGCGGCCCGCCGAGUGUGGCGACGCCCGCUACUUCGACAUCUCCCGCCUGGCCUGCGGGCCCUGCGGAGCCCACCAGCGACAGAGCGCCGGCGGUAGUUCAUGUGUAUGUCAGCCAGGAUACAGGAUGGUUUCUAGUAAUGGUGGGUCUUCGGUUAUUUGUGAAAAAUGCCCAGAAAAUAUGAGUGGAGUUACUCAGGAUGGGUGGAAUUGUAUUACUUGCCCUAAAGGCCUAACUUCAGAAGGAAAAUGUAAAUGCCUCAAUAAUGAAAUACUAGUGGAAAGAAGAAUGGAUGGCAUUUUGCUUAAUGAAGCAUUGUGCAUACAUUGUAAUGGAAGUGAGCAAUCGUUCUCUGCUUCAGAUGCAUCAGGAAAUAGGUGUGUAAGAUGUGAACAAACAUUCAUCAAUGUAAGCAAGUCUUGUGACUGCAGCAGCCCAAAUGUUUUAACUGGGGGAUUGUGUUUCAGUGCUAGUGAAAGCUUACCCCCGAAGGGAGUUGCAACUGUUCGUUUUGCACAGCUAGGUAUAACACUGACAUCAGCGUGGUUUCUGAAAAACCUGCAGUCCUCAGCCUCUGCCUGUUGGUUGUACUCUAAUCUAACAGCAUGCCAAGCUCUUGGAAAUAUGUGCGUCAUGAAUAUGAACUCAUUGAGUUCUUCAAGUACUGAUGCCUGUGGUUUAUUUCAGUAUAUUUAUGUCAAUACAGCAAGGCUAGGCAUUGUUCAUUCAAUAGCCUUCUGGAGGCAUAAUCUUCCAUGGCUAUAUUAUGGUGAUCAACCAGGAUUAGCAUCCCAAGCGCUUGAGGCAAAUCAUUUCCCUGCAAUCUUCAGUUUUAAAGGAACAGAUAAGGAUGUAAAGCUGCAAUUUAUUGCAGCCUCAUUUGAUGCAGCAGGAAACUUUCUGAAAUGGCAAAGUGUGGAAGGAGGCAUCUUACAGCUUUGUCCUGAUACCCAAACUAGAUUGAAUGCAGCUUAUGCAUUUGGAACAACUUACCAACAAAGUUGCAAAAUUCCAGUUUCGAAGAUUUUAUCAGAUUUUGCUAAUCCAAUCUUUUAUGACCUGUUCCUUGAAUAUAAUGGUGACAAUGGACAACAAUAUCUUUGGGCUGUGCCAGUUUUAAACUUGAAUCUUCAGUACAGUGAAAUGUUUGUUAAUCAAGGCAGUAAUAUGAACAACUGGCUUUUGACUCGUCGAUUUUUUUUGGUGGAUGCGCUAAGUGGAAAAGAGAAUGACUUGGGAAAACUACCAAGAGUAAUUCGGAUUGCUAGCAAAAUAACAAUAAGUAUUCGUCUGGUAUCCCAUACUCAGAGAGGAACUAUCUACCCUCCUCUAAUUACUAUUGCUUACACAGAUGUGCUUGUCCAAAACCCUGAAACCCAGAGUGUGAUGGUUUCCUUCUCAGUCAAUUAUGAGAUGAAUCAGUCAGAGGCUCAGAUUCAGACUGAUAUCACUCUGGGUGUAUUGGGUGGGCUUGCAGUGUUAUGGUCCCUUCUCAAGACUGCAGGCUGGAAGAGGCGUACAGGAAGCUCUAUAAUUGACUUGCAGACGGUUUUGAAGUUCUUACUGUUUUAUGCUGGAGACCUUGCCAACGUUUUCUUUAUCAUCACAGUGGGCACAGGGAUUUAUUGGCUUGUGUUCUUCAAAGCUCAGCAGUUUGUCUCUGUCCUUUUACCACUUCCAUCUCAAGAAGAAGAUUUUGUUACAUACAUAGCAUGUGCAUUUAGUUUAAAGGCUCUGCAAUUCUUAAAAUUGCUGGUUUCACAACUUACUAUAGAUAUUUUCUUCAUUGACUGGGAAAGACCUAAGGGCAAAGUUCUUAAAGCAGUUGAAGGUGAAGGUGUUAUUAAAAGUGCUGCUGCACCUGUGAGCAUAUGGAGGACAUAUUUUAUAGCAAAUGAAUGGAAUGAAAUUCAGACAGUGAGGAAGAUAAAUCCCCUCUUUCAAGUGCUUGCAGUUCUUUUUUUUCUGGAGGUGGUAGGAUUUUCAAACCUGGCUUUAAUGGAUUCUUCUUCUAGUCUUACAAGAAGCAGUGAGAGUUUCAUAGCUCCUUGGAGCCGUAUUUUAAGAUUUGGUGUGUCUGCUGCACUCUGGCUAGCUGUUGCCUUCUUACAGGUUAUAUUUUUUUCUGUGUUUUAUGAAAGAUUUGUUGAAGAUAAGAUAAGCCAAUUUGUUGAUUUAUGUUGCAUGAGCAAUAUUUCAGUGUUUCUCUUGUCACACAGCUGCUUUGGUUAUUAUAUCCAUGGUCGCUCUGUGCAUGGACAUGCAGAUACGAAUAUGGAAGAAAUGAAUAUGAACCUAAAGAGAGAAGCAGAAAAUCUAUGUAGUCAGAGAGGUUUGUUACCAAACACAGAUGGCCAGACAUUUCAGAUUUCCAUUUCAAGAAAAAUGCGACUGCACUAUGACAGGAUCCAUGAAACCCUGACAAGAAAACGUGGUCCUGCUAGGCUUUUGGACUCAUCUGCAAAUACUUUCGAACAAAGCACAAGGGCAUACAACACCAUGAACAAAUUUCUCAAUUCUUUUAUUGAUCACGUUCAUAAAGAAAUGGAUUAUAUUGUUAAAGAUAAGUUGCUGCUUGAACGGAUUCUUGGCAUGGAGUUCAUGGAACCACUAGAGAAAAGUAUUUUUUACAAUGAUGAAGGACACUCUUUCAGUGACGUUCUCUAUUAUGGCAAUGAGACAACACUGCUCAUCUUUGAUAUCCUGUUUUUCUCCAUUGUGGAUCUGGCUUCCCAAAGUUUUGUUUUAGCAGCUAUUCUAACAUAUUUGCAACAAGAGAUAUUUAGGUUUAUUCGUAAUACACUUGGGCAGAAGAAUUUGGCAUCCAAAACCUUGGUGGAUGAAAGAUUUCUCAUUUAAUUGAGAAGAUGAAGAACUUUGUUGAGGAGUUCAUCAUGGAAAUUAUGUCCACGAUCAAAGCAUCUCAGACCAGCAGAUUAAUUGUGCACUUUUCAAUAAUAAUAAUGUAAUGGGUUUGAAAUUUUAUCAUUUUUGAUAUUGUGUGCUAUUAAGCUUUGUUUUUGUGUAUUUACAAAUAUUUUUUUAAUUUGUGAAUACUAAGCCAUAGGCCUUUAAAAAGAAAGGUACGUGAAAAUAAGACAGAAGUAAACUUACUGUUGCUAUUAUUAGAAUAAGAUAAAAAAAGUGACCGCUCACUUUGAGGUGAUAAUUUGAGCAUUCUGGUUGGCAGGAGAGGUUGUCAUCUCUUAAUUUUUCUGAAAAUCCUUUAAGUCUUUUUUCUUUAAUUUAUUUUGAGGUAUAAUGUUUAGCAAACAUAUUUCCAGUUUUACACAGCACAGGAUUUGUUCUGAAUUAAGUUAAUAUUUCAAGAGGAUUUUUUAAAGAUCACUUAUUUACAGCAACUCCAAAUUGAAAUUUUAACUUUUCUUUAUUGUGUCAUAGUAGUCUAUGCUUUUGUCUCUUCUCUUGGAGUUUAUCAUUGUUUUUCUUGGGUGUGGCCUACACGUGACAAAGCUUCCUUGUGUUUGAGAUACAGUAGUGUUACAGCAAUGCAGAAAAACAGGCUAGUUAUGAUAGUGCAGAGGAGAUGGUUAUAGGUAUUUGGGGUUUGUUCCUGAUCUUCUGUCAUCUGAUGCAAGAUGCCCAGGGAAAUAACAGUAAUUCUUCUGUGAUGUCUCCACACGAGUGAAAUAGAAGCAAUUGUUCUUCUCUUUUUAGAAGCGUUUUCACAGGUGCCUAUAUAUGCUCAUGUACCUCUGUCUCUCUUAAUUUUCUGGCUUUAUUAUCUUUAGAUAUAACACAGAGACCAUAGUCAUUUUACCAUCCUCAUUUUUGGAAUUUAGACAAGUUAAUAAUUAUUCAAGUGCCACUUAUUAAGUGUUAAGGGAGAUUAUGAAUGGCCUUCAAAACACCUUAAAGUGAGGUGUCUACCUCCCAUUUAUAUCUCUAAAAAGUCUCUAUACCUUUUUAAAAUUAUGGUUUUCAGUAAAUUGUUAAACAUGAAUAGUGUUUGCUGUUUUUACAGCUGUUACUUGUCUUUAGAUGAUUCAACAAGGGACUUUCACCAGCAAAAACACCAUGAAAAUGUAAGUCAAGGUUAGCAUGCUUAUUCCAAAACAGAGACUGAGGACAUGAUUAGUUGGACCUGGCAGAUUUCUAAUGUAGACAUGCUUAUCUGAGUUGAAGCAACAUUGUAUUUCAGGUGUUUCUUGGCUUCAUAAAGAAGAACAUGUUCUCAUGUUGAUAUCAUAUCAUGAUAUUAAACUUACAGUAACAUGGACAUAAAUCUCAGGGUCACUAUUGCUCUAAUGCAUUUGCUCUUGGUGUUGCAAAACCUGAGUAGCUUGCUAGUCCAAUAUAGUUGCUAUUAACUGAUAGAAUGUGUCUGCCAGUAAGGUAGAUAGCUGAAGAGUGGAUUUUCAGUGGGACAUCCAUUUAAUAAUAUGCAGUUUAGCAUGGGCAUUUCCAUGUGAUGCUUUCCUUACUUUUGUCUGCUUAUGUGCACAAUUCUUAGUUUGUUGGUGCACGUUAGGUUCUGGAUCCGCUAAAACAGCCGAAAAUCAUAUUUCCAUUGUGUACCAUGACUGUAUGACUUCAUUAGUUGUGAGUUUUCUGUCAUAUUUCUUGUCAGUGAUCUACUGAGUGCCAAAACCGUAAACUAAGCUAAGGAGCCAUCUGAAAAAUGGUCUGCAGUAGGACAUUUGCAAGGCAAAGUUAGGCUCACAUGAUGUCUGUGUAUUUCUUUGGUUGAUAUCUUUGCAUAGCAUAACUAAACUUUCCAGAUCUUACAAGUCCUACUGAAAUGUCAGUGUACAAGAGGAAAUACAAUCUUUCUCAUGUGACCAUAUUAAUUCAAGAUGACUGAUGUAACUAAAGAGGUGUAGAAAGUUGCUGUGGUCUGUAAGUGAGCAAGUAUGACCCUAAUGAAUAACCCUAAUACAGGUCUUUUCUCACUGUCACUUUCCAGCAAUAGUACUGUGCAUCAUUGUCAAUGGUAACGGGCAGAAGCUUUUUCUCUGUGUGAAUUCUGAGGAUGUGUUCAUAAUCAUGAAGUUAUUCUAGGGAACAGAACCACACUUCAAACAUACCUCUUCCAGAAUGGUCUGAUUUAUGACCGACUUCAGUCAGAAUAACUAAAACGUAGUAACCGGACCCAGGUAAACCAGGGAAUGUCUGCAAGCAAAAUGAAGAUGCAAUUGUGGCAUCUGUAGACACAGACAUAUAGUUUUUACUUAGUCCAGUACCAGCAGAAAUGGAGACAUCUCAGCAUGUGGGCUGUCACUCUGUACCCUAUUCUCAAUGCUUUUGCUAACCAGGUACACCCUUCCAUGCAAAAAUCAUGCUUUGAAUUUGCUUUAGAUAUGCCUUUAAUUAUCUGCUGCUCAGAAGGGCAUGUGAAAGCUUUAAUGACCUUGCAAUUUGCAAGAACUACUGCUAGAGGCAACUCUUGUUACAGAUAAAUGAUAAAUUAAUCUAAAAAUGUCCUCUCAAAACAGUUCAGUUGGUUGGCCCCCUCUUGCUUCUCGGUGCACACGCUACUCUGUUGUGUUUUAUUUUUCCGGGUCAUUUAUCUAAAAUGUUAAUAUAGCUAACAUAGGCACUCUACAUGAUUUAGGAAAUAAUUACAGGAGUCAAAAGCUUCAGGAGUUCAUAGAAGCUUUUCUUCAUUCUUGCUGUCCAGUGAACACUUGAAACGGGUUGACUGCGCUUUGUUCUCCUAUUGCUUGAUAUUUGUUCAAGAAAUAGCUCUUGUGAUUGUAUUUCCAACUUAAUGUUUUUGCUUUUUUAAAAUUAAUAUGCAGCUACAAUGUGUUGUUCAUGUGAAGAGUGUCUUUCAAGUUUCUAAAUGUUUUAUUUAACAACAUGGCAUUUCAAACUCUCAUGUCUGUCCCUCUGAGCAAUAAAAAAAUUUUCAAGGA
Molecule: messenger RNA, 5988 nt
Organism: Harpia harpyja (harpy eagle)
Lineage: Eukaryota; Metazoa; Chordata; Aves; Accipitriformes; Accipitridae
Gene: TMEM67
Product: transmembrane protein 67
Exons: 28
Coding region: 2-2968 (988 amino acids)
Biological process (GO): cilium assembly
Cellular component (GO): MKS complex; ciliary transition zone
Source: RefSeq, a predicted model, not a curated record